Aphidius gifuensis is the source of this 1009-nucleotide messenger RNA. Its product is annotated as E3 ubiquitin-protein ligase MARCHF2-like. Lineage: Eukaryota; Metazoa; Arthropoda; Insecta; Hymenoptera; Braconidae. The record is from RefSeq and is a predicted model, not a curated record. Gene Ontology annotation, molecular function: zinc ion binding; ubiquitin-protein transferase activity. Gene Ontology annotation, biological process: protein ubiquitination. The transcript has 5 exons. Bases 144 to 962 code for a protein of 272 amino acids.
AAAAAAAAAAACAAACAACAAACUUGAUGUCAAAUGUUUAGAAUAAAAUUGGAAAUUUAUUUUGGUAAUUAGCAAAAUUUUUAGUAUUUAUUUGAAAUAAUUUUAUGUUGAAAAUAUGACAUGGGAGUUUUUUGGAGGUAUUGAUGUCUGAAUUGCUGGAGAAAAACGUUGAUACUAGUUUGGAGGAAGACUCACGACAUGAUGAUGAUAAAAAUCAAGUGGAAAAAAAAUCUGUAUCAAUUGAAAAAGAUGAUUCAAAUUUAUCGACAACUGACAUUUGUAGAAUAUGUCACAUGGGUAAUUUUCCAGUGGUAACAGUACCAACUUCAUUAUGGGAAUGGCCAAAACAAAAUGUUCAAAGAAAUAAUAGUCAAACAUCAACACUUUCAUCAUAUGCCUAUCUUGGACCACUCGUUUCAGUUUGCAAGUGUCGAGGGACUGUUGCACUUGUACAUAGUGAAUGUCUUGAACGUUGGUUAACUGAAUCUGGUAAUACAAGAUGUGAGCUUUGUGGUUACAAGUACCUCACCAAAAGAGUACCAAGACAUGGUCUUUUUAGGAGUGUCUGGAUAUGGUUCAAUACUGUUGUUGCAACAAGACGAAUGAUGUUUGAUAUAAUGUAUCUUGUUGUAACAACACCAAUAGCAUUAUUUGCAAUUUAUGUAUGUUCACUUACAAUGAGAAUGAUAUUAAAUACUGGCUUUAAUGAAAUACCCUGGAUGAUUGUUGUUUUAUUACCAACAUGUUCAUUAACACUUGCAGCAUAUUGGUGUUGGCUUGUUACACUUGGCAGGUAUAUUAACAGACUUCAUGGUAGACAAUGGCGAAGAUUUUGGAGAAAUAAUUUUGUGGUACGUUUACUUCCUGAUAAUCCAAGUUCAACAAAUAAUGAAGAAAUUAAUAACCAUGAUAAUUCACAAUUUGUUGAUGAUUUUGAAGAUAUUUUUCAAAUUCAUUUUUAAUUAUUAUUGUUUGUGUUUUUAUUUAAUAAAUUUUUGUUGUUGAAAAA